Messenger RNA from Protopolystoma xenopodis, 543 nucleotides. NCBI's taxonomy places the organism in Eukaryota, Metazoa, Platyhelminthes, Monogenea, Polystomatidea, Polystomatidae. The record is from the annotation of a GenBank genome assembly.
AUGCUUCUCUCAGCAUGCGUGAAGUUGGAUGAAGUGGAUGGAGAUAUUGCCCAACAGCUCAUAUUCUGUACACGAGAGCUCGAGCUCUGGUUGAGUCGGUUUGAGGAGACAACUGCUUCCGUGAAGACCAUCUACUCGGCACGGUCUCGCAACACUUCGUGCCCACGCACGGCCAACCCCUCGUCCUUCGGCCUCGAGGCGCCGAAGACAGCGCAUCAUCUCCCGGCUCCCGGGACCGAGGCUGUCGGAGCCAGUCCUUCAGCGUUGCGCAUCUCUGGCCACCCUUUCAGACAGACGAUGACUGGCCAGGGCGAGCUGGGCAGUUUCAAUGACUCGUCGAGCAGAUACGCGGCCUCAGAGGCUCGGGCCUCAGAGACAUCAUCGACAUCGCGACCGAGCAGCAUCUACCUCGACGAAGUUACGGAGUUCGACUCUGUUGUUGACAUCGAGCCGAUGGAGAUAAUGCGUUCCGAACAACCGCUCUACAUUGAAUGCGACACUUCUGAAGUAAGUGGGAAAAGUGAUGCGCUAUUCCAUGCUUGA